Closterium sp. NIES-65 is the source of this 2325-nucleotide messenger RNA. The record is from the annotation of a GenBank genome assembly. NCBI's taxonomy places the organism in Eukaryota, Viridiplantae, Streptophyta, Zygnematophyceae, Desmidiales, Closteriaceae.
AUGCAUGAGGUGAGAGGCAUGAGCCUUUUCCCCUCUCCGCCUCCCAGCUUUUUUCUCCUCUCCGCCUGCCCCUCAGCCUUUUCCCCCUCCCCGCAUCCCCUUCAGCUUUUCCCCCUUGCAGCCUCCCCUUUCAGCCAGAAAUGCCUGCGCCAGAACGCUCCUGAGCAGCCUGUGCGUCUCGUGGAUGUGUGGGUGAGGGGAAUGCCAGCGCAGUUCACACCGGCCCCUCUUGAGCAUCCACCUGCUUCUUUCUUCCCGCACUCCCCACCACCCAUGAACCAACUCUCCCCCUCCACCUGCCCCUCCUGCCACAGCUCUCUCCCCCGCUCCGUCUCUAUCUGGUGGGGAGGGGAAGUUUACUGGCUGCACGGUGCACACCUGGGGAGGAGAGAGGGGAAAGGAGGGGCAGAGGGGCAAAGGGAGCAGCGCAAGGAUGUGAAGGAUCGCAUGAGGGUUCGGGCAGGCGAGCGUCAAUUCACUAGCACCCGUUCCCCCUCUCAGCCCCCUCCACUUCCCCCUCGGUUCCCCCACUCGCGGCUCCUCUCGCGCCCUUCCUUGCGCCCGCGCUCUUGCCCCUGGCGCGCGCUCUCCCCCAUUCCCUCUCUCCCCCCUUUAACCACCCCUCCGCCUGCCUCUUCUCCCCCAUCUUGCUCUGCAUCCUGCCCCGUUUUCUCCCACCCGGCGCAACGUUUCCGCCAAACUCGAACCACACACGCCCACAUCUUCCCUCUCCCCUCCAUGCGCCUUCCCCUCCCCCUCCGUACGGCCGCCCAUCAUUGCUGGCCCCAUCUGCGCCCUUUCUCCCACUGGCGCGCAAACCUACUUCCGCAGACUCUCGAGGAGGCGGCGGUAGAGUAUAGAGAGGAUGGAGGACAGCGCGAGGAAAUAGUGGAGGGAACGGGGGAAGGCGCAAGGGAACCACAGAGAAGGGGGAUGGAGAGAGGAAAGGGAUUGGAUGAGGAAGGUUAUGGAAACUGCCUACCGUCAGAUGAGAAGCCACCUGCACGCAUGGCAUGUGUGCUGUGCUGCCAUGCCAUGUGCCCCUCACGUGCUGCAUGCCUCCACGCCCAUGUAAGUGGUGGGCUGAGCUUGCCACAUUCGUCUCCUCCCUUCACCUCCCCGUCCUUCUCCUCCCACCCCUCUUCCUUCUUCCCCACCUCUUCCUUCUCCUCACCUACUGCAUCUCCCCCCCUCCCCUCCUCACCACCUUUGCUCCUCUCAGCCCUCGUCAUCUCUUGCUCCUUCCCUUAUCCCUUCCCUUCUCCCGUCUCUCUUCCCUACACGCCCCGUCACGUCUCUUUCCACCCAUCCCGUGCCUCCUGCAUACCUCCCACCAUUGCCAUCGCUCCCAUUCUCCCCAUGCCUCAAACCAUCGCCAUGGGUUUCAUCAAGCCCAAGCCUCCCACCACUCCGUACCACCGCGCGUCUGUUUUCCUCCCCCUCUUCUUCUUCCUCCUCCUCCUCUUCCUCCUCCUCCUCCCCCUCCCCCUCCCCUUCUCCCUUCCCCAACCCCUCCAGGUUCCUCACCUCCUCUCAGGUUCCAUCCCCAUCUCACGUCUCCUGAUUCCCCCCCUCCCUAUAACUCCGCUCCCCUUCCUCCACCCCCACCUCACCCUGGUUCUCGCGCACUCGCCCUUCCCGGUUGGCUUCCACGUGAGCCCCAGCGCAACCCCCCCCCCCCCCCCCCCCCCCCCCCCCCGCCCCCCCUCUUGCCUCUGGCGCAUGAUCUCCCCCGUUCCCUCUCUCUCCCGCCUUUCCCACCUCUCCGCCUGCCUCUUCUCCCCUCCUCUUCUCUCCUGCUCCGCCCCCUGUUCCUCCUCCUCCCGCCCCUCGCCUCGCGUCUGCCAAACUCAAACCACACGCGCCCACAUCCCCCUUUUCCCCUCCCCUCCAUGCACCUCACCUCCCCGCUCCGCCUCCCUUCCACCCCCGCGCGGUCGCCCGUCACUGCUACCCCCAUCUGCGCUCCCCACCCACUGGCGCUCCCUUGGAGGCGGCGGUAGGGGCGCGCGCUCCCUCUUCGCGCCGCUGCCACCGCCGCCGCCGCCGCCGCCACUCCGGCCCGUGCUUCUCACAGCGACACAUGCUGCGUCUGCCGCUUCCGCCGCUGGGAGCCCCGCCUGCGCGCGCAUGCUUGCCCCAACCGCCAUUGCUGCUGCUCCCCGCGCAUAUGCUGCCGCAGCUCUCCGCUAUCGCAAAUUGUUUUUUUGUCACUUUAUCGCCGUGGACAGUCGCUCAAUUGUCGCUAUCCGUCACUCGCGUCGCAGUCCGUCGCUCUCUCAUCGCCGCACGUCGCGCUGUGUCAUCUCUUGUCUGUCGCUCUGA